CACGCAGUUGAUCUGGCCUGAGCAGCUGGGAGGUGGCAAAGCCCUAGCUGGGCAGGGACUUGCAGGAGAAGGAGGUCUAGAAGGAGGUGAAGUAACAAGCACUCUCCUCAGGGGGCUGCUGGCCGCACACUCCCAGCCUUCACAUAGACACACCUGUGUGAGAAGCAGAAGGAAGGGAAGACACAAGUCCCAAGGCCCUGCCCUUUGUGCGGGGAAGGCCCAGGUCCCUGCUUCAGCAAGGCCACGAUGAAUCUAGGAGCUGCUCUUAGGCAUCUGCUCCUGGUGCUGGAGUUGGCGAUGCUCCCCGUGGUCACUCAGGGGAGAGAAGUGGUGUUGGGGAAGGUGGGAGACACAGCCGAGCUGCCGUGCAGUGGUUCCGUGGGGCAGAACAUAGUCUUCAACUGGAUGCAGUCCACGGUCAAGAUCCUGGGGCGUCAGAUCAACUUCUGGAUCACAGGUGCCUCCAAGCUGAAGAAUCGUGUGGAAUCGAAAAAAAACCUGUGGGAUCAAGGAUCCUUCCCUCUGAUUAUCAAGAAUCUUGAAGCAGCAGACUCAGGGGUUUACUUCUGUGAGGUAGACGGCAAGAAGCAAGAAGUGGAGCUGCUGGUGUUCAACCUGACUGCCAAGUGGGACACCGGCAGCAGCAGUGGCAGCAGCAACAUCCGCCUGCUGCAAGGGCAGCAGCUGACCCUGACCGUGGAGGCCCCCUCUGGUAGCAGCCCUUCCGUGCAAUGGAAAGGUCCAGGGAAUAAAAGCAAGGGCAGUGGCCACAGACUCUCGCUGUCGGGGCUGGACGUGCAGGAGAGCGGGACCUGGACAUGCACCAUCUCCCAGAACCAGAAGACAGUGGUGUUCAACAUAAACAUCUUGGUGCUGGGUUUCCAGAAGGUCUCUAACACAGUCUAUUCAAGAGAAGGGGAGCAGGUAAAGUUCUCCUUCCCACUUAGCUUCGAGAUUGAAAAGCUGAGCGGAGAGCUGAGGUGGCGGGCAGAGGGCGCUCCCUCCUCCCUGCUCUGGAGCUCCUUCACCUUGGAGAACAAGAAGCUAUUUGUCAAAGAGGUCCACCACCCCAGACUGCAGCUGAAGGAAACGCUCCCACUCAGCUUUAUCCUGCCCCAGGCUUCGUCUCAGUAUGCUGGUUCUGGAACCCUGACCCUGAGUCUUGCCAAGGGGACACUGCAGCAGGAAGUGAAUCUGGUGGUGAUGCGAGUGACGAAGUUUCCGAACAAUUUGACCUGUGAGGUGAUGGGACCCACCUCCCCGGAGCUGACGCUGAGCUUGAAUCUGGAAGAGCGGGCUGCCAAGGUCUCGAAGCAGCAGAAGCUGGUGUCGGUGGUGGAGCCUGAGGACGGAACAUGGCAGUGCCUACUGAGUGACAAAGACAAAGUCCUGCUGGCCUCCAAGGUUGAGGUUUUGUCCCCAGUGUUCACCAAGGCCUGGCCAAAGCUCUUGGCCAUUGUGCUGGGCGGGAUCUUAGGUCUUCUGCUUCUCCUUGGGCUCUGCAUCUUCUGCUGUAUUAAGUGCUGGCACCGCAGGCUCUCCCCACUCCCACCUCCAAGGGGCGCCUCCCUUCUGGAGGCCUGGGACCCUCACGACUCUCCUUUCUUCCUGGACAGCGGCAGGCAGCACGGAUGUCUCAGAUCAAGAGACUCCUCAGUGAGAAGAAAACCUGCCAAUGCCCCCACCGGCUCCAGAAGGCAUGCAAUCUCAUCUGAGGCGCAGGGCCAAGGGAGUUUCCGGCUCGUAGCCUCCCCAGCUGCCUUCCCUUGCCUUUCCUGCCUGGCUCCUGGGCUUGCGCAGAGCAGAUGAAUGUAGCAGACCCUGGCACUUCCGGCCCUCUCCCGCUCUCCUUGGCAUUAGUCCACCUGCUGAGGCUUAUACCAUUUCUCCUGGUUUCCUUCACAUCAAGCCUAGCCCUAUCGAUGAUUUCUUCCCAGCUCUUUCCCUCAUGGCCCACUGGUCCCCGGGGAAUCACGUGGGACCAGCCCUGCCUGGCUUGGAGGGUAAGGCUGGGUGUCUGAAGCAUGAAGCGCAGGGCUGUGAUUUUACUGGUCUGGACUUUGGGACCAGAGGGGGCAGACCCUAGCCUUAGAUCACACAGCCGGAGGAGGGUAGAUCUAGAUCCAAAGGCUCCUGACUGCCAGCUUCCACUGCUCCAUUUGGUCUGCUUCUCAAUCCAUGUUGGCAGGACACAGACUCACAUCGUGACCUGUGCACCAACAGGCACCCCUGGACCCACACGUGUGUACAGAGUGCACACUUGUGCACAGACACAAUUCCUUAUGCCCCAAGCCGUAUGUGUCAGUUUAUGAGCCGGUUUCACAUGCUUUGUCUGUUUAAACCUUAAGAAGAUAGUGUAGAGGGGCGCCUGGGUGGCUCAGUGGGUUAAAGCCUCUGCCUUCAGCUCAGGUCAUGAUCCUAGGGUCCUGGGAUCG
Mustela erminea (ermine) is the source of this 2435-nucleotide messenger RNA. It is a transcript of the gene CD4, whose product is annotated as CD4 molecule. Gene Ontology annotation, biological process: T cell activation; cell adhesion; immune response. The record is from RefSeq and is a predicted model, not a curated record. The coding region runs from base 247 to 1809 and encodes 520 amino acids. The transcript has 11 exons. Gene Ontology annotation, cellular component: external side of plasma membrane; membrane raft. Lineage: Eukaryota; Metazoa; Chordata; Mammalia; Carnivora; Mustelidae. Gene Ontology annotation, molecular function: coreceptor activity; protein tyrosine kinase binding; MHC class II protein binding.